Molecule: messenger RNA, 2244 nt
Organism: Panicum virgatum (switchgrass)
Lineage: Eukaryota; Viridiplantae; Streptophyta; Magnoliopsida; Poales; Poaceae
Exons: 5
Coding region: 1-2244 (747 amino acids)
Source: RefSeq, a predicted model, not a curated record
AUGGGCGAAAGCCGCGGCAGCAUCGGUUUCUUCACGACCUACAGGCCGUCCAUACCGCUGGACAUCUUCUCGUGCCCCGUUCCUCCGCUGCCAUUGACGGCUAACAGCGAGGAGCUCCUCACCGAUGGCGUCUACUACAACCAGAACUGCCGCCCCGUCCCGCCGGCGGCGCUCAAGGAGCUGCUCGUGUUCUUGGGCAAGAAGAACCCCGAGCUGGCUGCCAGGUGCGGCGCCACGCCGGAGGACGCGGUCGCGGGCCGCGUCACCGGCCUGGUCUUCGUCUCCGAGAUGGACGACGGCCUCGAGACGCUGUGCGUGGCUCUGCGCUCCAACUCCAAGGGCGGCGGCGGCGACGCGUCAGCGAACGUGGCGGUGCUAAGCCUGGCCAAAAUCUAUGGCCACGGAACCUUCGGCAGCGCGCGCAUGGAGGACAGCGGCUGCAUCGCCGGCGGCUUCACGGCGGGCGGCCGAGCCGUCGGCCACUCGCUCGUCUACGUCUCCACAAAGGAGCCGGCCAGGACGCGGCGCACCCCGUGGACUGUCGUGUACAAGACCAACCUAGCAGACGGCAAGACCGAGCGCCUCACUCCACCAGAUCAGUAUGAUUUGAGCCCGGCGGUGUCGCCGUCCGGGGAGAUGGUGGCGGUGGCCAACUUCCGGUGGCACCAGUGGACCGGCGAGAUCGAGCACCUCAAGACGGACAUCGUCGUCAUGAACGUGGACAGGGAGGCGCAGGGUGGUCUGCGCCGGAGGAUCCUCAUCAGGGACGGUGGCUGGCCGACGUGGGGCAUGGACAACGUCAUCUUCUUCCACCGCGGCGUCGACACCAAGCUCCCCAGCGGCGCCGUGCAGACGAACUGGGGCGUGUUCCGGUACGACAUCGCCACCAGGCAGACCACCCGGGUGACGCCGGAGGCCUUCGACGCCGUGACGCCGGCAGCCAUCAGCGCCACCAGAGUCGCCGUGGCCACCAUCCGCCAGAAGACCGGGCCGACGAACGACCACCGCGGGGAGGCGCAGUGCUGCCACAUCGAGAUCUUCGAUGUCAACGACGGCCCUGACCGGCCGGUGAAGAUCACCCAGAACAUCAGCCCAGAGGUCGACCACUACAACCCCUUCAUCCUGGAUGGCGGCAGGCACGUUGGGUACCAUCGCUGCACAACAACCAACACUCUAAAAUAUCAUGGGUCAUGCAUGCAGAGUGGAUAUAGCAACAUCACCCAAAAGGUUCACAAGAUACAAUCUCCAGAGUCGCACAAGGAUGUGGGGCUAUUCAGGGUAUCCGGUGUCUUCCCAACCGUCUCCAAGGACGGCUCUAAGCUCGCCUUCGUUGACAAUGACUUCAGAACCGUCUAUCUUGUCGACAGCCAGGGGAUGCACAAAGUCCAUGAGAGAAGAAGCUCGAACAGUAUCUUCUCAAUAGUGUGGAACCAGAACCCUGACAAGGACACCCUCUACAUCUGUAUAGGGCCAUCCUUCAGUGCCUCCCAGCCCCUAGAGAUCUAUGCCAUCUCCAAAGUGUCCGGGCGACACACCGCCCAGAGGGUGUCGCGCCUCACCGAUGGCGGUUUCAACAACGCCUUCCCUUCCAGCAACCCGGAAGGGACCAAGUUCGUGUUCCGGUCGACGAGGGGUGGAGGGGAUAAGAAGCAUAAGAACUUGUACAUCAUGGAGGACUCGGAUGAGGGGGAGUUCGGUGAAGGCACGGUCACACGGCUGACCAACGGGCCAUGGACCGACACGCACUGCAGCUGGUCACCAAGAGGAGACUGGAUUGUCUUCUCCUCCUCCCGCGACAAGCCGGCCGGCGCGCUGGAGAUGGACCUCCUCGACCCGGGCUUCUUCGCUAUCUACCUUGUGAAUGCCACAGACCCCACGGUGAUUGUGCGGGUGAUGAAGAGCUCGGAUACCAUCGCCGGGCACGUGACCCACCCGGUGUUCAGCCCGGACAUGCGGAGCAUUGUCGUCGCCUCCGACAUCGCCGCGGUCUCUGCUGACCCCAUCUCGAUGCCACAUUUCCUGCACUCCGUCAGGCCCUAUGGCGACAUCUUCACCGUCAACCUCCGUGACAUGGAGGACAUCAAGAAGAACCAGGACAUCCAAGAGUACCACCGCAUCACGCAUAGCCGCUAUGAGUACUCCACUCCGACAUGGUCCAAGUUCGCCACCGACGAUCCCAACACCCAAUGGAGCAAGCUCAUAACCAAGAGCAUCGCAGCAUUUGGGGCGGCAUGCCCGCGGUAA